UCCCACACCUCGUACCUUCCGCUCCUCACAUUGGCUGCUGCUCCUCAAGUCAUAGGGAGCAUACCAUGUCGCAGCAGAUCAAGAGCGGCGCCGCUGCUGCUGCUCCACCUCGUACCGUAAAGACCGAGCCGGGCACCACUGCUCCUGCCGCCCGCAACCCGGUCAAGAAGCAGCGCUCGCCCUCACCUCCUCCCCCAACCACCUACCGUGACAUCCCUCUCCUGUCCACCUCCUCCCAAUCACCCUGGCUGCAUCAUCUCAUUCGCUUCGCCCACCACAAUCGCACCGAUCCCACCGAUCAGGCUCAAUUUGUGCCUCCGCUCAAGCUCAACCGCAAGCACCCGCCAAGAAUCAAGGCACCCGCCGCAAAGGCAGGCGACCCAGUCGUGGACCGUUAUGGCAAGCCAAUCAGACUGAGCAACGGCAAUGUACUCAAGUGGCCUGUAGCCGGAGAGGAUCUGACCGAGCAUCGAAAACAGGUGGAGAAGCUCAAGCCAGUGGAGAAGACUCCUUCGGCCCAGUACGACUCGUCUUUGGUAGCGCCCUCGGCCGCCGCCUCCAGUCGGUCCUAUGCUCAUAGAGGCAAGGGACAGAAGAGAGUCCGACAGAUCCACAAGGCUUCUGCCACGGCCAGACGUAUCCACAAUGACGAAACGCUGCCCUGGGUCCUAGAAGACUACGAGACGGGAAAUUACUGGGAGUCUAGCAGGGUGGGAAGAAAGGACAGCAUCUUUGCACUUGCAAAGCACCUCGAAGAGGGCGGCGUGGGCGUACCCGACGAUUCGACUGUCAAGACUGGAGACGGCGAAGAAGACGUAAAGCCUGUAGACUCCAAGGUCAUUCAGCAUGCACCCUGGGUCGGGAAGCUUGAGGGAGACGAUGCGUCGCUCUCCUCUGAUGCGUCCUCGUCUGCUCAGGUGCUGUUUGUCUUUGAUGAGAGGAAUCAGGGAGGCUUCAAGGUUGUGCCCAUACGCAGGACAUACCGCUUUAUGCAGAAAAGUCGCUUCAUGGACAAUCUGGGCGACGAGGAGCGAGAGAAGGAGUAUGCCCGCCAGCAAAAGUCUCGCGAGCUGGCGCCUGGCAAAUUUGUUACCCGCAACACAAAUGGCGGCUUGCCCGGCUCCUAUCCUCUCUCACGUCCUGGCUCAGGCUCCUCUGCAAGUGGCAUGGGCGUGGGUGGGGUAGGCUUGCCGGGAGUCUUUGGAGCAGGCCGAAACAGCUCUGACAGUGGCAGUGGCGGGAGCUCAGGGGGUGUCAGGAUCAAGAAGGAGGAAGACCUCGAUGAUGACUCCUGGCCACAGCUCAGAGGUCUCUCGCUUGGAUCAGGCCCCUCUCGCCCUCGAGGUCUUGUAGCCGUCAGCGGUGGCGCUUCACGCGGGCGUCGCCGAGGCGAUGACGAUGACGAUGAAUACUCGCAUCGCAGAGGAGAUGACGAAGGCGGUACCUUUGACGAGCUCGACUACCAGGAAGACUUUGCCGAUGAUGAGGAGCGAAUGGGCGGAGAAGCAGAGCUCGUGGAGGACAAUGAAGCUCGUGAGAUGGAGGAGCGUCUCAAACGAGAGAUGGCCAAGGCGGGCUUUGGGGGCGAAGACGAUGAAGAUGACGGCAUGGUCGGGGAAGGCGGCGGAGAGAUUGACGCACCCCAGGGCAACAUGUGGGGAGAGGCUUCCAGCGGAGGCGGUCGGAGGGAAGAUGACCAGCUCACUGGUUCUGGAAAGCAGAUGAAGAAGAUCAUGAAAGCCCUGGCUAAGCGCGAGGGCGGCAUGGGCGAAGAGUAUGAGUCGGACGAAGAGUACAAUCCGUACGUGUCGGAUGACGAGGAGGAGGAGGAAGAAGUCGCCAUGGCCAAUCCAGAGGAAGCGAUGAGGUUGGCAAGAGAGGAGAAGGAACGUGAGGAGAAGGAGGCCGCAAGGUUGGGCAAGGGUACUGCAGCUGGAACAUCCACUGCGACACCCUCGACUGGUGGUGGCGGUACAGGCAUGUCCUCGACUGCUCCUUCGGGCAAGAACUCCAGAGGCACAACUCCGGUCCCUUCAACCCUUCAGCAGUCCAAGACGAAUAGUCCUUCCAAGAACAAGAACAAGCCACUCCCGAGGGGCAACAGCUCAGGGCAUCUCCAUCGAGCUGGUUCAGGCCAUGCCGAUGUGGCCAAGAGGGCGACCACAAACAUUCCAAGCGGUAGUGGAGGAUCUUCGAGUGGUGGCGGAGCAAGGAGUAGGGGAGGCUCCCCUCAUGGUUCUCGCUCUCCGAGCCCUUCUAGAGGAUUUGACGGCAGUAGCCACCUUCCGCGCCAGAGCUCACCCCUUGCAGGUGCAGACGCCAGCAACGUUGCUCCUUCUGGCUCUACCUCUUCCGCCACAAGUGGCAGCCUCAAGAGGCCCGCUUCGCCCACGCAGUCGCACACCUCUUCCUUCCAAGGUCCAAGUGCAAACCUAAGCGCUCCCAAUGCCGGUUCUGGAUCCUCUAACAAGGACCCCUCGGCCAAGCGACUCAAGACGUCCCCCUCCCCCUCCCGCCCUUCCUCACCACCCCACACCUCUUCCUCCUCUCCCUCUUCCACAAGUACCUCUCUUCCAGGUAUCCCCCCUUCUCCUUCCUCUCUUGAAGGAGAGCUAAUCUCUCUUGUUAGAGGUGGACAGGUGAAGAGUAUCGCCGAGGUGAUUGCUCGAUUCAAGAGGAGGUUACAGGAGAGGCCGGAAUUGAAGGGUGAGAUGAUGGCUGCUUUCAAAAAGGUGCUGACGGGAGGGACAAAGGGAGAGGCACUUAGGGUUAAAGAAGGGUAUUGAGAGUGGGAGCAGAGCGCAAGGGGUGGGGACGUGGGAGGGAGGGAGGAAGGACGGGAAAAGAGGCGGACUUUUCCCUCUUGUGUAUGUCUACGCAUUCCAUUCUCCUUGCAUCCAUGGUAACCAAUGUGCAAAUAUCAAAGACGUCUGACUUUUGGCUCGUCUACCUACCUAGCAAAAGUAGCAUGUCAAUGUCAGUCCAAUGUA
Molecule: messenger RNA, 2990 nt
Organism: Microstroma glucosiphilum
Lineage: Eukaryota; Fungi; Basidiomycota; Exobasidiomycetes; Microstromatales; Microstromataceae
Exons: 2
Coding region: 66-2786 (906 amino acids)
Biological process (GO): positive regulation of transcription elongation by RNA polymerase II; transcription initiation at RNA polymerase II promoter
Cellular component (GO): transcription factor TFIIF complex; nucleus
Molecular function (GO): DNA binding; TFIIF-class transcription factor complex binding; RNA polymerase II general transcription initiation factor activity
Source: RefSeq, a predicted model, not a curated record